GGGGAGAUACCUAAUGAUUAAUGUCCUUUCGUCGUAUUCAGGUGCGCGCAGCGUACACGAACCGUUGACGCGUCCUGACGCUCCAUCUGCUGAUCUUGUCGCGAAAUAUUUAUCAACAACGACUUUGUCGAUUCCGUGACGGGAAAAACGUUUCCGACAAUCAACCCUUCGACUGGAGCCAAAAUUGCGGACAUACAGGAAGGAGACAAGGAAGACGUCGACAAAGCGGUGAAAGCUGCUCGAGCGGCGUUUGCACGAGGCUCCGAGUGGAGGACGAUGGACGCCUCGAAGAGGGGCAGACUCCUUCUCAGACUGGCGGACCUGAUGGAAGAGAAUUUGGAUUACAUCGCGAGCCUGGAAACCCUCGACAACGGCAAACCUUUCACGAGCGCCGUCGGGGAUACAAUGGCAGCCAUAGCCACCAUCCGCUACUUCGCCGGGUUUGCAGAUAAAGUGCAUGGAAAAACGAUACCCAUGGAUGGAAGCACGUUCGCCUACACACGUCGUGAGCCUGUCGGCGUCAUCGGUCAAAUUAUACCUUGGAACGUGCCUCUCUUAAUGCUGUCGUGGAAGCUGGGCCCUGCACUGGCCAUGGGCAAUACGGUGGUAGUGAAGCCGGCGGAGCAGACUCCGCUGACAGCACUGCUGGUGGCCAGCUACGUGGCCGAGGCCGGCUUUCCACCGGGCGUAGUCAACGUGGUUCCAGGCUACGGAGAGACAGCGGGCGCCGCCAUUUCCAGCCACCCGGAUGUCGACAAAGUGGCCUUCACCGGAUCCACGGAGGUUGGCCGACUGAUCUUGCAGGCUUCUGGCCAGUCCAACCUCAAGAAGGUUUCACUAGAGUUGGGUGGAAAAAGCCCCCUCAUCAUCUUCUCUGACGCAGAUUUGGACCUGGCCGCCAACCUGGCGCACGAGGCCGUGUUCUGGAACCAGGGCGAGAUCUGCUGCGCCGCCACGCGGGCUUACGUGCACGCCGAUGUGUACGACCAGUUUGUGGCCAAGGCCGUGGAGCUUGCCAAGAAGAGGGUGGUCGGGGACCCAUUUGACGAACGGUGCACACAGGGCGCUCAGAUCGACGAAGCCCAGCUGGAUCGUAUCCUUGGCUAUAUCGAGCUAGGACAAAACGAGGGCGCCAAGCUGCGCUGUGGCGGCCGCCGGCUCGGCACGCGCGGAUUCUUUGUUCAGCCGACCGUUUUCUCAGACGUUGAGGACGACAUGACCAUCGCCAGGGAAGAAAUAUUCGGACCUGUCCAGAGUAUCUUCAAGUUCAACACCAUCGACGAGGUCAUCGAGAGGGCGAAUGCCACUAACUACGGACUAGCGGCAGGAGUCGUCACAAAGGACCUCAACACGGCCACCAUUGUUGCGCAUGCUCUUGAAGCGGGCAUUGUCUGGAUCAACACCUACUUCGAAAUGGGACCUCACACUCCCUUUGGAGGCUACAAGAUGUCUGGAAUCGGUCGUGAAAUGGGCGAAGAUGGCAUCAUGGAAUACACCGAAGUCAAAUCGGUUGUGACAAGAAUUCCCGUGAAGAAUUCUUAAGCAAACGUUCUGGCCAUGCACAGCUGCACAACGCAAAGCUGCAACUAUGGGGAACUUUUGCACGAGGAUAUUGCAUUCGACGAUAAAAAAAUCGCAGUCUUGCACAUUUGCUAUCCACAAAUUUAGCACUGCUUUAGUAUCUGUGGUGGAGUGACCCAUGUCAUGGUCUCUAAAUAAAACAUUACGAAGAACUCACGCAA
Molecule: messenger RNA, 1742 nt
Organism: Dermacentor silvarum
Lineage: Eukaryota; Metazoa; Arthropoda; Arachnida; Ixodida; Ixodidae
Product: aldehyde dehydrogenase, mitochondrial-like
Exons: 13
Coding region: 277-1542 (421 amino acids)
Molecular function (GO): aldehyde dehydrogenase (NAD+) activity
Source: RefSeq, a predicted model, not a curated record